AUGGAUUAUCACAAGGUUUACUCCUAUGCGUCUGACGAGCUGCUGGCGCCGGAGACGCUGUGUUUUGCUCUUUUCUAUGUCGGUGUGUACAAGAACGAGGCCGAAAUCAGGACAGAACUUGCCCAACUCAAGCAUUACUUGAACAUAGAGCUCAGACCCUACGUAGACCACUAUCCGUGGCAUGUUCGGCCUGUUGAGUACGAGCUGGUGGACGAUAAACACUGUUUUUUGUACGGAGAGCUGGAAUACGGCGAAAACAUGGACGAUCUGUGGGUGGUUGCAAGUUUGCUGUUUAAAUUCACCUCUAGGAGCGAAAACAUCUACUUGCAUCUAUAUGAUCAGGACCGCGAGUUUCUGCUGAUCGAGGCUGCCCAGCAGGUUCCUGGAUGGCUGGAGCCAGAGUGCGCGUCAAACAGAAUCUGGAUCAACACGCGACGCGUGGUCUGCAUCCCGAAAGAGUACUGUGAAGGGCGGAAUCUGGACCUGGAAGAGGCCCUUGCGUUUCUGCAGUCGGCUAGCUACCGUCUGGAGGUUCUCAGCGAUGUUACAGAGGAGCUGGUGCGGAAGAAGAUUGCCACUUAUCCGCAGGAAGCUCUGAAACACAUCAAAAUGGAGUCGCUAUUGGUUUCGGAAUACACGGCAUGCAGACUCGUUCGCCGGCCUGCGUACGUUGCUGGAGCAGCCAUUUCGCAUUUUCUGGAGCCCGUGCCCAUUUUAGGGCUCCGACUCGGCGGCCAGCGACCGUCCAGACUGGUGAAACUAAAUAUUAGAGUCAACGCCAUAGUGUACAUGGAUUUGCAAAAGUACGGCGAGACGGCGGCCGGAAUGGGCGAGAUUGCCGAUCGAGCGAUUGAGGAGGAGGGUCUGGAUGAAAAUAUAGACGGAGCUGACUUUGAAGACCUUCUAAAGCAGCACAACGAAACCAUAGAGCAAGACCCGUUGCAGCGGGAGCUUUUGCGGUACAAUGUGAUAGAAAAGCGUGUUGAGUGGGAGCAACCGGAGCAGGUGAACGAGGAGAGACAGCGCUACGACGAGGACAUGGUUGAGAAGGUGAAGCAUUUUAUGGAUAGAGAGACAGACUGGGCCGGAGCAGGGUCUGAGAGCGAUGGAGACGACGAGGAGGGAGAUGAAAGCGAGAGCUCACGUAUACGAGACUAUUUCAGGCAAGAGGGAGUGGACAUUGACGAAGACGACUUCUUUGAGUUCUUCUGUCGUGAGGCGUUGCAGCUCAGCAAAGAGGAUAUGGAGCAGCUGCGAGGGGCAGAUUCUGAGGAGAAGGACGAAGAUACGGGCCACGGUGGGGAUGUGGGGGAGGACAACGCCACAGACGAUAUGGAGGUGCUGUCGAAUCUGCUGGCGUCGCUGGCGUCGAGCAGCUCGCCGGCCGCCACGCUUCUGAAUAAUCUUAAGUAA
Messenger RNA from Ogataea parapolymorpha DL-1, 1413 nucleotides. RefSeq names its product regulatory factor sgt1. Lineage: Eukaryota; Fungi; Ascomycota; Pichiomycetes; Pichiales; Pichiaceae. The record is from RefSeq and is a predicted model, not a curated record. The transcript has a single exon. The coding region runs from base 1 to 1413 and encodes 470 amino acids. Gene Ontology annotation, cellular component: nucleus.